AUGUCGACAUGCGCAGUCCGAAGCGCCGGCUCUCGAGGGCCCCUCCGAGUCCUCGCGCGAACACCAGGGUUAUCUCAGCGGAAUACUGCAAAUCUACGAAUACAACCAGGCGAUCAGCGAUCCCCACGACGACACUUCCACAACUACUUCGUCACCCACCUCCCGUCCUCCUCCCUCCACCCCGACUCCCGCUCGUCCGCCGGACCAGGCCACAAACUCCCCCGGUCCGCCUCGACCCCGCACACCCCGGGCCCCGGCUCCGCGCCGGCCGUGUCACCCCCCAACAUGCCCAGCCGCGAUCUGACCGUCGUCCGGAUUCCGCUCCGCAGCGCCAAGCACCACUUCGGCGCGUCCAACUCGCGCGGCCAGCGCCACUACAAUGAGGACGCGAACCAGGCGGGGACUAUCCGGAUCCCGGCUUUUGCGAAGAGAGUGCCUAUCAGUUUAUCCCGUCGCCAGGCUGCGAGGGUCGCGGGGGAAGGGGAGGGUACCAGCGCUGAUAGCUCGCUGGGGGAUCCGCAGAUCUUUUAUUUUGGGGUGUUUGACGGGCAUGGUGGGAGCGAGUGUAGCGAGUUCUUGAGGGAGGAACUCCAUGGGUACAUUGAGGAGGCCGCGGAGGAAUUUGGGCUUGAGAGCAGUUUGAAACGGGAACCGGGUAUUCCCGAUUCGAUGGGGGAUCCGGAUACUAUUUCCGGCGGUCGGGAGUCUGUAUCUCAAUCUACCUCGCAAACCGACGGCCAGCAGUCGCAAGGAACUACGGAUUCAUCGUCCGCGGGGCCCCGUCUUGAAUCGGAGCUGCUCGCCGAGUACAAGCGCACGAUAGGCGGGUACUUUCGCCGCUUUAAACCCAGCCACUUUUCCGCUCCCACGGCUCCAUCCACGCGGGAUCCCGGAUACUCUUCGUCCCUCUCCUCGACCUCCUCUUCCGACUCUUCGUCGGUUUCCUCUCCAUCCACCCUCGAAUCCGUCCUCACCUACGCCUUCCUCCGCGCCGACCUUGACUUCGUCACCGCCCAAGCCCGCAAACCCGACCCCGACGACCCCUACAUCUCCGACUUCCCCCUCAACAAAGACGAAAUCCUCGGCUCCCCGCACCUGCCCCCCUCCGGCCACGGCAUCGGCGGACCCGUCCGCUUCAAAGGCGGCUCCACCGCCUCCGUCGCCUUAAUCUCCACGCCCACCCCCUCCCCCUUCUGGCAUCCAGCCGCCCAUUCCACCUUGGUCGUCGCCCACGUCGGCGACACCCGCAUCCUCCUCUGCGAAACUGCCACUGGCCGCCCGCUCCCGCUUACCUCUGACCACCACCCUUCUACCCCGGCCGAAUCCCGCCGCUUACGCCGAUUUGUCACAGACUCCCUUGUUACCGACUCCUUUGGCGAGGAACGCAUCCGCGGACUCGCCAACAGCCGCGCCUUCGGCGACAUGCAAGCCAAACGCACCGGCGUCUCCGCCGAACCAGACGUAGUCCGUGUCGAUCUCCGCCCGGCGGAAUUCUCCUUCCUCGUUCUAUGCAGCGACGGCGUUAGCGGCUCGCUAGGCGACCAGGAGAUUGUGGAUGUUAUCAAGGAGGCUGGGACACCGGAGGAGGGCGCGAGGAAGGUGGUGGAGUAUGCGACGGAGGUGUCGAAUGAUGGGGAUAAUGCUACGUGUUUGGUGGUUAGGCUCGGCGGGUGGGAGAGGAGGAGUGAGGGGGGGGUGGGGAGUUUGGGGACGAGGGAGAUGAGGGAGAUGAGGAGGGCUGAAGCGGGGGAUCCGAGGCGGAGGGGGAGGUGUUGA
This is a messenger RNA of Dichotomopilus funicola, 1776 nucleotides long. Its product is annotated as ef8b4ccf-9a53-49b7-8e6e-57fc65fe5f5b. Gene Ontology annotation, biological process: protein dephosphorylation. Bases 1 to 1776 code for a protein of 591 amino acids. The transcript has a single exon. Gene Ontology annotation, molecular function: [pyruvate dehydrogenase (acetyl-transferring)]-phosphatase activity; cation binding. The record is from RefSeq and is a predicted model, not a curated record. NCBI's taxonomy places the organism in Eukaryota, Fungi, Ascomycota, Sordariomycetes, Sordariales, Chaetomiaceae. Gene Ontology annotation, cellular component: mitochondrion.